This is a messenger RNA of Diachasmimorpha longicaudata, 7818 nucleotides long. RefSeq names its product FMRFamide receptor (gene FMRFaR). The record is from RefSeq and is a predicted model, not a curated record. The coding region runs from base 3570 to 4958 and encodes 462 amino acids. Gene Ontology annotation, molecular function: G protein-coupled receptor activity. Gene Ontology annotation, cellular component: membrane. Gene Ontology annotation, biological process: G protein-coupled receptor signaling pathway. NCBI's taxonomy places the organism in Eukaryota, Metazoa, Arthropoda, Insecta, Hymenoptera, Braconidae. The transcript is spliced from 7 exons.
CCAGGUGAUAACGUGUUUGCAUAUUACCUUCGAGCAUUCCACUACAGUUACAAUUUACCACUAUAGAUGCAUUACAUUGUACAUGGUACAGGUGGCCACAAUGCCAUUGCAAUCCCGUAUUUUCUUUUCGUACGUGAGGCUCUGGCCCCGGGUAAUUAUUUACGAAGAGAAUUUUCAUAUGAAAAAUUGCAUGAAACACUCGCUAAUUGAAAUUCCGUCAAAAAUUUCUCUCUAGCAAAUUCAACUUCUGCCUAAAAAUUGCCUUCAGGCAAUGAAAUCCCAUUCUACUUCCUCAUUCACACAAUUUUAUUAAACUGAAUAAAGUUUCAUUGUAUUUUUUAUCAGUACAAAAUACAAAAUUUUUGGGAUAAUAAAAAUAACUUUGCACGAUUACAGUGCAUCCCCUGGAAAGCGAACAUUGACAAUUGAAUAGUAUUGAAAAAAAUAAUCGAAACUUCACAAGCCCCGGGAAAAAAAAUCGAAAAUAUUCCACUAGUCGAGUGCGCUUUUACGCACUGACCCUCAGAACUCGAAAUUGAACAACAAAAUCCAAUUUAAAAUAUUUGCAUGCACAAUUCCCGAGUCCUUUGAAUAUUUAUUCGACCGGACGAAAUGACGUUAUUCAGGGAGUACAAUUGACCCCUAAUUUAUGUCCGCAAAGGAUAACUGAUAUUAGCUCAAUCGUCCCCGCGACGAGCACAAGCUCAUCCCUAGUUUUAUUUGUCUGCUAAUUUAUCCCGUGUACGUUCCGGCAUCGAGAAUAGACGGAAAUUGAGGGGAAAACCGAAAAGACAAUUAAGUAUAUCCCACCCGUUCACGAUCACGAGCCACAUCACACGUGUAUCGGGCUUUAUCCCCAUUGUACCCAUACAUUUCACGUUUUAUGUGCCCCACCGCAGCUAACCCACUUUGUUUAUUUUUAUUCCACGAGUAUUGCGUAGAAUUUGCAAUUUCUUCACCCAACUCCUUUCCAUUUAUUCGAUAAUGGCUAUUUCUUCGUACGUUUCAAUGGUAAAUUUCAGAUGCUUAUCGUUGGAGGAUUCUCUUCUACCCUUGACCUUUAAUUUUCGCGAGAGGGUGCGUUCUCUGCGGGGGAGUCAUCCCCAUUUAAUUUGGGGUAUUGACGAGUCUGAGAAAUUAAUUUAGAAAAAUCCCAGAAAACUGGGGUACCAGUCAAUGCAGAGACAAGUGAUACACAAACAAAUUACUCAUCUCCAUUCCCAUAAUCACCUUGUGACGCAUGAGCGGAAAGGACGAAGUACUUCCAAUUACUUCGUGUUGAUGAAUUACGUCCAUUGAAUCAACACAAUUUGGCACAUUCUUAAAUACCGAAAUUCAAGGUCACUGUACUCAUCAGCAUCUCCACUCCCCACUCGGUAUUGUCCGAGUAAAAAUAGCUGGGGAAUAGCUGAACGUGAAUAUCAGACGUUAAAGAGAAGUGUGACUGCUUUUUGUUAAUUUAACUAGACAAACAGACAGACAGACAGAAUCACAACACUUUCGGACUAAUGGAUAAGUGAUAGAGGAUCAGUUGUAAUUUUUUCACAACAAUAUAAUUCAGAGAAUUUAUAUUUUAUUGGAAAAUCGAUAGUUAUUUACCAUAGACAGCACAAUUUGCUUGAAAAAUCAUUAGAUUCUCCGUCAGAAUUAGGAGUAGGAUGGCGUUAUUUUUAUUGAAUAUUCCCUUUGCAUGAAAUUGAAUUCGGUGUAUUAAAAAUUACGUGAUUUUCGGAUUAUCUGCUCGUCUGAAGUGCAAAAAAAAUUAUCUGGAUUUAACGACUCGAGAAUUUUUAUCUACUUCAUGAAGCUGAUGCAGAUUUACGUCCUAGGAGAGAGGUCUGGCGGACAGUAAUAACAUGCAAGUUUCAGUGUUGAUGUCGGAGAAAGCAUCAAGUGUAAAAGGAAUAAAAAUGGCGUCAGCCAGUCGGGUCAUUGCUAAGUUCGAAGAAAACGACUUGUUCCACCUCAGUCGUGAUUCCCGUAUUUCCACGUGUAACUUUGGGGAAAUUUAUUCACGUAUCAGGGGACAUUGCUCACUCCUUUCAUUGGAUAUCGUAAUUCCAUUUCAAGGGAGAAGGGUUCAACCUCGGAGAACCAAUCGGAUAAUAGUCGAAGCACGUUCAUCCAGGAAUGGUGAAGCGUUUGUGCUUUCAACGUCAGAGUCCUUCAGUAAUAAAAUUACCCAAAAAAGUUAUCCCUCAGGAUUGCACUCUCCAAAAAUUGGCUGUAAAUUUUUUCAAAUUCUCAGAAGACCAGAACAUUUUUUUCAUUCCAUGGAAGUUCCUCCAGUAGUAUAUCUUCCUCCGAAUAUUGCUUCUCAUUUUUUCCUCCAAUAUUCAAUAUUUGGCUCCAUAUGCCAAAUCGGAAAAACCUGCUUUUCCAAAAAUCACUCUCCCACAAGAAUUUCUUCUCCCAAAUGUGCUUAACCACGUAUCGCCUUUCACUCACCGCCAAAUCUUUUAUUAAAUUCAUCCAUUCUCCCCAUGAAUAUCGCAAAUGUCACGGAGAAAUUGGAAGAUACGUAAGAUGAAAAUUCUUACAGACGCAGAAUGUUACCCAAAAUAAUCUCCGUGCCAUGUUGGAUGGGUUUGGCACAGUGAACUACCGAAAAUCACUACCGUGAAUUCUUUCGUCAUUCACGAGGUCGCACGAUUUCACAUUAUAUUCAAUGGACCAACCAACAAGUCGUCAAAAAAAAAAUCCCACCUCACUUCUCUCUCCUCAACACUGCAAUUGAAAGUUCAAAAAAAUUGUUAAUUACCGAUAUACGUUGUUUAGGAAAAAUUUCCUAAACAAAAAUAAAUAACGGACAAGACCGUCCGACAUAAUCCGGUGAUGGUGAGACUUUGCAAAAAAAGGAAAGUCUAUGAACUGAAGGAUCUUUGAUGAUUUGUGAGAGUACAAUACCAGCUGUUGGGGAAUUCGUCACAGCAAACGAAUUAUUAAUAAAUCCGGCGAUUACUCAGAUUUAUAAAUAGAUAAAACACUGAAACAAACACUCGUUAAUCCAUGACGAAUGAGUCUGCCCCGUUGACCAACAAACAGCUGGAGUAAAAAAUAGUGAAGAGUCUGGGGGAAUUGACCUGAAUGUGAAGAAGAAUAAUACCUCGACGAUUGAGCCUUUGAUCGGCCGUGUUAAUUUACCGAUACGCCUCAACCAGCCCCUGAAAUCAAAGGAUAUUAAAACGCGUCUUGAAAACUAACCGUCUGCCGAACUCAACGAAAAAGCCCACAUUGCGAUACGAAAGUUGAACUAGAGGUAACAAAACUUCUGAAUAAAAUAGAAGAAUGGGAGUGCAGUGGUAGAUCCCUGAAGAUUUUUCCAGUUGGAGUGGGUUUGCUAUCGAAGUGAGAGGCUGGCGAGGAGAGAGAGGCGGGAGCCCAAGGGGCUGGACAGACAUCUACAACUGCACGGUGAGAGAAACGACGAUGGUUACGUGAAGCGCCGUCAAAAGACCAGGGUAAAAGUGGCCGAAGUGGAGGAGGACGACGAAGAGGACGAGGCCAAGUUGUUGAUAAAAUUUUCCCGAAAGAGAAGAAGGAAAAUAAAGCCCUGAAUAAUUGAAAGCAUGAUGGAACUGGAUUGGACAACGGUGAAUGUCACCACUGAAUUCCCAAGCGAUUGGACUAAUUAUGAUUCAACAGUUGUUAGUCUUCAUGGAGACAGUAAUCUUACACUAGAGUGCAACGCUGAACUCAACGAUGGUGCUUUAUUCGAGUUCAUCACUAAUGGAAUUCUGUUGAAUCUCGUCGGGCUGUUUGGACUCUUUGGGAAUAUCAUUUCGAUGAUUAUUUUGUCGAGACCGCAGAUGAAAUCCUCCAUCAAUUAUCUGCUCAUUGGACUCGCCAGGUGUGACACAGUUCUCAUCAUUGCCUCGGUGCUGAUACACGGGCUGCCGGCAAUUUAUGCAUACACCGGACUCCUAUUUGACUACAAAUUUGGUGUAUUUCCCCAAAUAGUAAGAUACUUAUAUCCACUGUCCUGCAUGGCCCAGAUGGUAACAGUGUACCUGACACUGACAGUAACAAUGGAGAGAUACGUUGCUGUGUGUCAUCCACUGCGUGCAAGGUCAUUUUGCACAUAUGGACGAGCAAGAAUAGCAGUUCUCUGCAUCGUCAUUGUGUCGAUUAUUUACAAUAUGCCAAAGUUCUGGGAGGUAGACCUCGAGGAGGAAAUCCACUGGAAAUACAAUGUCACUGUGUACUGCGUUGUCCCAGCUAUUUUACGAUCAAGCGAUAUUUACAUAACUAUUUAUGUGAAUUGGAUGUACUUUUUCGUAUACUAUGCCUUUCCAUUUGUGGCCCUUGUGGUGUUUAACAUCGCUAUUUAUAGAAGGGUCAGAAAAGCAAACCGGGAUCUUCAACAACUGUCUCGUCACCAGAGACGCGAGAUUAACCUCGCAACAAUGCUCCUCUGCGUAGUUAUAGUUUUCAUAGUAUGUAAUGUCCUUCCAUUAGCGUCAAAUGUAUUCGAAAAAUUUCAAGUACUGCCACCAGCCUGGUUGGUACAAGCUGGUAAUCUCCUCGUAACAAUAAACAGCAGUAUUAAUUUCAUCGUUUACGUUAUAUUCGGUAGAAACUUCAAACGAUUAUUCAUACGACUGUUCUGCAGCUCCAAGUUCUUUGGAGCCGGCAGAGACAGUCCUGAGUUUCAAACCAAUGAUGAAUCGAUGGUUACGAACACCACGAAUAUUGAACUGAGAAAUUCAAUACGACGGUGCCAUCUGCAAAGAUCUAAUACGACUGUCCCGAGGAGUAAUCACUCUAGUGUACAUUUGAAUGGUGGCACAAGACAGAGCCCUUGUGUUUAUUAUCCAGCUAGGAGUCCUGUCCGAAGUCCAAGUCAAAUAUCAUCUAGGUCGUAUGUCAAUAAUGGCUGGAGCAAGAAUAAUAAUACGUUAAGGCUAUCCAAGUGCUUUCGGUAUUUUUUCUAUAAAUGUUCUUCUGUUUUUAAAUGAAAUAGCAGUUUUAAUUUGAACCCCCUUGAGCUCCAGGUUUUGGAACAUUUUACCUGCUGGACACACUUGGAUAUCCUUAAAUGACCGAUAAACGAAUUAAAAAAAUUUCACCUCCUCUUUGGAAAUAGAAAAAUCAUUAAGAGCAUUUCGAAACUGUAAUGGAAUUUUCGGUCGACAUAGUGUGAGCAAAGACUCACCCACGCCAUGAGAAACAACCGAGAAUUUAAACUUUGUCACCGAUACCCCAGUGACUUCUAACGAUGGAAAAAUAAAACUCAAAAAGAGUAUUAUGAUAGCUGAGCUGAGCUGAGCUAAAAAUUGAAGGCCUCCGUACGUGUCACGUACUUGAGACUUCCUCGUGCAAAUAAAUGGGAUUUCAUACGUAUGAUCAGCAAGUUGAGAAGUUUCUUACGUAUAAGAUGAGACACCUACGAAGAACUUUGAUGCUGUCCUGGGGGAGUGGUUUCUUCUUGCGGUAUAUGAGCUUCGGGAGGGAGAUAAACAAUUUAGUACGAGAAGUAUCGAUACUCAUCAAAUUAAUUUUGCGUAUUCUGGGUAGAUACAAAUUGAGGAGGUCCUGGGGGAAAGUCUUUUCGAUAAAAUGAGUCACCGAAAAUUCAGUAUUGAAACGAUAAAACCGAUAAAAUCGAUGCAGUCCUCGACGAUGUUUUUGAAAAAGGUUUCCUCAUCCAAGCAAGAUGAUAGACUCUUUGCGAUUAUAUUUUUUGCAGAUCGAACUGAGAGCUACAAAAAGUAUUGACACAAAUUCCACUAUCUCUCUUAGAUCCGGAGAUAUUUUUCAUAAAAGCUGACCAGUAAUCCACAUCGACGUGAAUCGUUUCGUUACGCUGUUGAAUUUUAUUUCUCGAAAAUAAAUUUUGUGGGAAGAAUUAUUGCUCUAGGAUACUCAUGCACUGAGAGAAAAGUCGACAUAAUAUCACCAGACCGUUUUUUGAGUGAAAAACAACGCUAUUAAAUAAUAUUAUUGGAUAGACAAAGGAAGUUCAAGAGGAAAAUCAUGUAGUGGCUUUUCUCGAGGCCAAGUAAACAAUUUCAUGAGUUGAAAAAUUCCAAGUUUGUGGCCAAGUGUUCGUGUUCAAGUCGUGAACAUUUCAGAGGAUUUUUGAAAGAGCUGCUACAUGGAGAAUUUUUAUCCCACGAGUGUUAUCCAUUAAAAAAGCUACAUUUGACGCGAGAAAUUGCUUUUGUAAUAUUAUGCCGAUAUUUCUGUUUUGUAGCUAGAAAUGUUAAUGCGCUCAUUGUGGCAUUAAUCAUUCACAAAUAUAAAGAACGAUUUUUGUGAUGAAGUGAUCAAACGUGAUUAAUUCGGCUUGAAAGUAUGAAAAAUAUAUUUUUUUUUUCGUGUUUUAUCACUUCUCUGCGGGAAUUAUAUUCUUUUGUUGUAAAUUUAUUUCACUAAAAGUGGAAAGAGUGGUGUGAACUGAGAGAUAUAAUUUUUUUAUAAAGUAAAGAUAAACCAUUUGUACAGAAUAAAAUAAGAUAACUUGAGAGGACCUGUAAAGAGACAAUGGAAUAGGUAUUGGGAAGAAAAGUACCUCAAAGUUUUGAUGUGAUAAUAGAGAAUGGGAUUAAGAAGGAUAGAACAAGCGAAGGAUGGCCUUAUUUCGAUUUUAACAUAAUUUUGAAGUGACAAAUAUCAUUAUUUUCAAAUUAAGGACCGAGGAGCUUAUCUUUCCACAUUCAUAAUUUAAAACAUAGAUACCAUUGGAUGUUACAAUACUCAAGACUCCCCAAAAAAAAUAUAAUUUCAAGUAAUAAAAAGAAAUUGAAAAGGAAUUUUAAUCGCAAGAUAGUCUCCUGAAGAGUGAAAAUACUCCCCUGUGUAAAUAUUAAAAUAAAUCUUCAUCACAAAUGAUAAUCAGCAGUACCUCACUAUGAUUUCCAGAGUAAUAAACCUAUGAGUAUUUUUUUCACGCGAAAGACACAGGUAACUACUCAUCCGAGAGAAUAAAUUUAACUGUUUAAUCAAUCUGCCAUCCUACUCAAUUAUAAGCAUUCAGUGUUUAAGAUAUGAAAAAUAAAGAGGGAAAAAAGACGCUCUCAUGGCUGUAACACGAAAUAAAUACGUAUUCUAGUCAUGAAUAAUUCUAUCAGGUUAAUUAUCUAGGGUAAUCAAGUGUAUCAAGGGAAAAUUCACAAAGAAGGGGUGAAGUUAGACGCUUCUCCUAUUCCUAGACCAUUCUCCUAUUUCUCAUCAGAGCUGGAUAAAUAUGCAAUUUAUUAAUUUGAAUUCUAGAAGACGGAGAAAAUUACGGCAUAUUAAAGGGAAUAGUGAAAUAAAUGAGCAAUUCGUUGCGAAAUAAAUUUCAAAUGCAAUUUUUAUUUUAUUCUGAUGUAAUAGCAUCCAGCUCUGUGAAAUAUAAAUAUUCUUCACAAAUAAAAGACACUAGAGAUAAAAAAUUGUCAUCAAGACAUUAUUGGCUAAUCAAAUCUGUAAUAAUUAUCGCUUUGAUAUUUACGACUGCGAUCCAACAACUCUUCGAUCUUCAAAUUCAUCUUGAUAAACUUUGAAUUCUGCAAAAUUCGUCAUUAGGGAACGAGAGGGCAAAAUGGACAGUUGAGAAUUUAUUUUUCAUGUUCAAACCUCACUCAAUUAUUGAUGAAUGUCGGUGAUUAAAUUAUACCUAAGCUGGAAUAUGAAAAAAUAUCUGGAGUGUCCAUUGUGUCCAUCUUCCCCGAUGCAAAAGCAUUUAGUUAUUCAGAGGUGGAAUAGAAGUAUAUCUGCUAUGGACGAUAAAGUACAUUUUUUUACAAUCGAAUGAAAAUAUUUAUUCUUCCUUUACUAUAAUAGUUGUAUUUCAAAGUUUAUUGUAAAUAAUUAUUAAAUAUGAAAACAAGA